Messenger RNA from Trichechus manatus latirostris (Florida manatee), 1146 nucleotides. RefSeq names its product V-set domain containing T cell activation inhibitor 1 (gene VTCN1). Lineage: Eukaryota; Metazoa; Chordata; Mammalia; Sirenia; Trichechidae. Gene Ontology annotation, molecular function: signaling receptor binding. The transcript is spliced from 6 exons. Gene Ontology annotation, cellular component: external side of plasma membrane. Bases 358 to 1005 code for a protein of 215 amino acids. The record is from RefSeq and is a predicted model, not a curated record. Gene Ontology annotation, biological process: regulation of cytokine production; T cell receptor signaling pathway.
GAGAAUCACUGUAUUAGCCUUCUCUGCAGCUCUUUGAUUUCUCAGGGAAAGGUCAAAGAUUUAAUCCAGGUAGACAUAAAUUUCACCUGAGAUCAUGUAGCAUUUCACAUUCCUCCUUAAGAAAUAUUCUGAAGAGCAAAAAAUGGACUUUGAUGAGAAGAAAGGUAAAAACCACAAAGUUUCUAUAGCAUUAUUAGCACCAUAAUUAUUCUGGCUGGAGCGAUAGCACUCAUCAUCGGCUUUGGUAUUUCAGGGAGACGUUCCAUCACAGUCACUACUCUUACCUCAGCUGGGAACAUCGGGGAGGACGGAAUCCUGAGCUGCACUUUUGAACCUGACAUCAAACUUUCGGAUAUUAUGAUACAGUGGCUGAAGGAAGGUGUUAUGGGCUUGGUCCAUGAGUUCAAAGCAGGCAAAGAUGACCUGUCACACCAGGACAAAAUGUUCAGGGGCCGGACAGCAGUGUUUACCGAUCAAGUGAUAGUUGGCAAUGCCUCUCUGAGGCUGAAAAAUGUGCAACUCACAGAUGCUGGCACCUAUAAAUGUUUUAUUAUCACUUCUAAGGGCAAGGGGAAUGCUAACUUGGAUUAUAAAACUGGAGCCUUUAGCAUACCAGAGGUGAAUGUGGACUAUAAUGCAAGUUCAGAGAGCUUGCGGUGUGAAGCUCCCAGAUGGUUCCCCCAGCCCACAGUGGUCUGGGCAUCCCAAGCUGACCGGGGAGCCAACUUCUCAGAAGUCUCCAAUACUAGCUUUGAGCUGAACUCUGAGAAUGUGACCAUGAAGGUGGUUUCCGUGCUCUAUAAUGUCACAGUCAACAACACAUACUCCUGUAUGAUUGAGAAUGACAUUGCCAAAGCCACAGGGGAUAUCAAAGUGACAGGCUCUGAGAUCAAAAGGCGGAGUCACUUACAGCUGCUGAACUCAAAGGCUUCCCUAUGUGUCUCCUCUCUCUGUGCCAUCAACUGGGUACUUCUGCCUCUCUCACCUUACCUGAUGCUAAAAUAAUGUGUCCUGGCCACAAAAAAACAUGCCAAGUCAUUGGUACAAUAGAAAUCUUCAGAAUUAUUUUACCAUGAGAUAUGACCUAGUUUGUCCUUUUGGGGAGAAAUGAAUUCAUGUCUGGCAGUCUGGAGUAAACAAACUAGA